CAUAAAUAUUUUUGGUUAAAACAAGUUUCUUUGCAAAGGAAAAGCAAAUGCUUCCUAAAAUGUGUUGGUUUUAUUUAUAAGAUUAAAUAAAUUUUAUAUGGAUAUAUAAAAUAGCAAACGGUUGUAAAUGCCUACACAUAAUUAUGGAAGGUAAAAAUAUGUUAACGCCUUAACAAAAUGGGGUCUUAUAUUUGUUUUUCCAACACAAAUAUUAUAUUUGGGCAAAGAUGAUCGAACAAAAGGACAAUGACUUGGUAGCCAUUGAAACAGUUCCAAAGGACGAUACAGAUGGAGCGAUGCAAUUGAGCGAUAUCUUUUAUACUAGUAAAAAGAAGGAUCAUGUGUUUAAAGUAAAGUUGAAUUCAAGAGGCUUUAUUCUACAACGUGAAACUGUGAAUGGAAGCAAGGAACAAUUAAUUAACAUAAGUGAUAUUGUGGGAGGGCGGUGUGGUUUACAGAAAUCAAAACGCUCUUCAAAGUGCUCUUGCAGUUCUUUAUCUUCUACUCAGCCUAUAACAAGCAGUACUGAAGUAAAUUUGUCAGCAGAAGGCGAUGUCAGCGCUUUUUUGUAUGUAUUUGCUUAUAUUUUGAAGAAAAACAUACGAAGUACACUUCGUCGGGCGCGCACUGUACUUACUUUAAGAUUCAGAUCUUUUGAUACUUUUGAAGAAAAUAUACGAGAAGCAGAUCGUUGGUAUAAGGCCUUAAAGUUUCAUAAAAAACAAUCAAUUCAAAAUACAGUAUUAUUGAGCGAAAAUGGAAGACUGCUCUUUUUACUUAAUCCCAAAUCAGGAUCGGGUAAGGCACGAGAGCAUUUUAAUCGGUACGUUGUGCCAAUCUUAAAUGAAGCUGAGAUACCAUACGAUUUGUACAUAACGAAAAACUCUAAAUAUGCUGUCGACUUUGUACGUAUGCGUAACAUUUCACAAUGGUGUGGAAUAGUCGCCGUCGGAGGUGAUGGGCUUUUACAUGAAAUAAUCAAUGGUCUUUUACAAAGAUCUGACUGGAAUAGUUUGUUCCAACAUAUCUCAAUAGGAGUUAUACCAUGUGGAUCCGGUAAUGGGCUUGCUAGGUCUAUUGCUAAUAGAUAUAAAGAACCAUAUGAACCAAAACCAAUAUUAAGUGCAGCCUUAACGGUUAUUAGUGGGAAAACCAGUCCAAUGGAUAUAGUACAAAUAGAACUAAAAAACAAAAUUAUGUACUCAUUUCUAUCUGUCGGUUGGGGACUCAUAUCUGAUAUAGAUAUAGAAAGUGAACGUCUACGAUCUUUAGGAUAUCAGCGGUUUACAAUAUGGACCUUACAUAGGCUUGUAAGACUACGAACAUAUCGCGGCAAAGUCGCAUAUCAAAUGAAAUAUAAUAAAAAUGAUGAACUUUGUUCCAUGGAAGAACAAAAAGCAAAACAAAAUAAUACGAGCUUCAAUGCAUUUUUAAACAAUACAGAUUCCAAAAACUUCCAACCUUUUGAAUGCAAUGGUGAUAAUGAAUUCGAUGAUGUCAUAUCAUUAGAAACGACCGGUAACCAAUCAUUCCGCUCGAGAUGUGGAAGUUGGUUAUCGGCGGGUUCAAGAAAGAGUACCUACUAUUCCAUUUCUGAGAGUAUUUACCGAAGUGUAGCCAGCGAUAGUGAUUAUGAACAAAAUAAAAUGAAUCCAAUAAGUGGAUCAGAGCAAUAUUAUGGUCCAACUAUAUCUGGUCCUCAUUUAAAUGAUCCCAUUCCAGAUAAUUGGGAAGUGGAAGAAGGCGAGUUCAUUAUGGUGCAUGCCGUUUAUCAAUCACAUCUUAGCAGUGAUUGCUACUUUUCACCUUACAGCAAAUUGAAUGAUGGCACGAUAUAUUUAGUUAUUAUUCGAAAUGGAAUAAGUCGAUCUCAACUUUUAAAUUUUUUAAUGAAUAUGAGUUCUGGAACUCAUUUACCAGUUAAAAAUAAUGAAUUCAUACAUGUUGUGGCAGUUACUGCAUUUCGUUUAGAGCCGUCUGGUGGCAUUAUUACCGUGGAUGGAGAAUUAGUAGAACUUGGUUCAUUGCAGGGUCAAAUAAUCCCUGGAUUGUCAAAAAUUAUGGUACCAAAAUAAUAUGAUUUUUGUCUAGCAUUUGCAAAUUAAUGCAUUUCCAGUUAAUUUUAUACCGAGUGAAAGUUGGGUGGUAGCAAUUUCGUCAAGUUCAAAACAACUACAACUUAAUAUUUUUACAAAUUUGAAUUUAAAAUGGUUUAGUCUUUUUGGCUUAAAGUAAAAUACUCAUAUAUUUCUCCAUUUAUUUGUGAUUUAUUUACUAUAAUUCAUGUAUAUAUAUUAAAAUGUAAGUCUUUUAUUAUAUCAAUUAUUUAUAGGGAUUCGAAUUUAAUAAGAAGAUUGUUAAUUUCUUUAAAAAUACAAUUGAAAAGUUAAGAAAUAUU
This is a messenger RNA of Teleopsis dalmanni, 2398 nucleotides long. It is a transcript of the gene Sk2, whose product is annotated as sphingosine kinase 2. Gene Ontology annotation, cellular component: intracellular membrane-bounded organelle; cytoplasm; membrane. Lineage: Eukaryota; Metazoa; Arthropoda; Insecta; Diptera; Diopsidae. Gene Ontology annotation, biological process: sphingosine biosynthetic process. The transcript is spliced from 3 exons. Bases 228 to 2075 code for a protein of 615 amino acids. The record is from RefSeq and is a predicted model, not a curated record.